Messenger RNA from Doryrhamphus excisus (bluestripe pipefish), 2433 nucleotides. RefSeq lists its product as uncharacterized. NCBI's taxonomy places the organism in Eukaryota, Metazoa, Chordata, Actinopteri, Syngnathiformes, Syngnathidae. Gene Ontology annotation, molecular function: DNA-binding transcription factor activity, RNA polymerase II-specific; RNA polymerase II cis-regulatory region sequence-specific DNA binding. Gene Ontology annotation, biological process: regulation of transcription by RNA polymerase II. The record is from RefSeq and is a predicted model, not a curated record.
GGAAAGACUGCAACCAGAUCGGUUCCUUCCGGGUGUGUCGUCGCUGUACAUUUUUGGCGGCGGUUAUUCGUUGCUGUCGUGACCUCGGUGAACUUUGAAGCCUCUCGAGUUAGCUUCCCUUGCUAGAUGCUAAUAAAGAGACAUCGGAAGUGAUCGACACGCCGCGAAGCACAGAUCGAGCGUCCAGUGUUGGGAUUGUGUGAAAAUGUGCGAAAGGAGGACAGCAGAGUACGAGGAGGAACUUUCACCAACAAAAGAGGAGAAGGAGGAGCAACGUCAACUCCUGGACGCCGUUUCCAAGAAGCCUCAAGUUGUGUUACAGCGAUCAGAUGUCAGCAAGGAACAUCUUCACCCUGAGCAGCAGGAGUGGAGCUCCAGGAUGGAGGAGGAGGAGCCACAGCCCCCCCACAUGAAAGAGGAAAAGGAGGAGCCACACCCCCCUCACAUUAAAGAGGAAGAGGAGGAGCCACACCCCCCUCACAUUAAAGAGGAAGAGGAGGAGCCACACACCCCUCACAUUAAAAAGGAAGAGGAGGAGCCACACACCCCUCACAUUAAAGAGGAAGAGGAGGACCACAGCAUCAGCCAGGAGGGAGAGCAUCCUGAAGGCCCGGAGGAGUUCCCAGUGAUUGGCGUCCCUGUGAAGAGUGAAGAUGAUGAAGACGAUGAAGGUGAAGAUGAGGAGAAGAGAGAGGCGGAGCCUCCGAGCAGCAGCUCAACUCAACACAUGACAACAGAAGCCGAUGGAGACCACUGUGGAGGAUCACCAGCAGACAAGCUCUUAGCUCCACUAUCAGAUAGUGAGCACACGACGUCACACUCUCCUGACACUGAUGAUGAUGAUGAUGAUGAUGAAGACUCUACAGCUGAUAUGACAUGUCACCCUGACAACACACGCUUGAAAUGCCAACACUGCGACAAGACCUUCCAUGGCCACCGUCGGCUUAAGAGACACAUGAGACGACACACUGCAGAGAAACCAUUCAUGUGCUCAGUUUGCGGUAAAAGAUUUUCCCUAAGAACAAAGUUGAAAAAACACAUGAGAACCCACACUGGAGAGAAACCGUAUACCUGUUCAGUGUGUGGGUUGCGUUUUGCGAUAAAAUCAAAUUUGAAUGUACAUAUGAGAAGACACACUGGAGAGAAACCACAUUCCUGUUCAGUGUGCGGGAUAGAUUUUGCGAUCAAAUCUAAUUUGAAAACACACAUGAGAACCCACACUGGAGAGAAACCAUAUUCCUGUGCAGUGUGUGGGGUAGCAUUUAGCUAUACCCAGUCUCUGAAAAGACACAUGAUAGUACACACUGGGGAGAAACCACAUUCCUGUUCAGUGUGUGGUAAAGGUUUUGCAAGUAAAUGUGAGCUGAAAGCACACAUGACAACACACACUGUGGAGAAACCGUAUUUCUGCUCGGUGUGCGGUCAAGGUUUUUCACGAAAGGACGUUUUGAAAAGACACAUGAGACGACACACUGGAGAGAAACAUUUCUGUUCCGUGUGUGGCAUCAUUUUUGCACGGAAAGGAAGUUUAACAAUACACCUGCGGACACACACCGGAGAAAGACCAUAUUCCUGUUCGGUGUGUGGUAAAGGUUUUGCAAAAAAAAGUAAUUUGAAAACGCACAUGAGAAGACACACCGGCGAAAAGCCUCAUUCGUGUUCCGUGUGUGGAAGAAGCUUUGCAGAAAAACACAACUUGAUGAACCACCUGAGAAGACACACGGGAGAAAAACCAUAUCCCUGUUCAGUGUGUGGCAUGAGUUUUGCGCAACAGCCUAACUUGACAAGACACAUGAGAAAACACACAGGAGAGAAACCAUUUCCCUGUUCAGUGUGUGGUAAAGGUUUUGCAUGCAGUGGUGAUUUGAAGAAACACACGAGAAUCCACACGAGAGAGAAAGUGUUGAGUUGCAGCGUGUGUGAUGAACGAUUCUCUUAUAAGUACCAGCUUAACAACCACACGUGUGCUGGGGAGAACAGCAGCAGGAAGUGAAGCUGCACCGCUUCCUGAUGGGGAGAACAGCAGCAGGAAGUGAAGCUGCGCCGCUUCCUGAUGGGGAGAACAGCAGCAGGAAGUGAAGCUGCACUGCUUCCUGAUGGGAGAACAGCAGCAGGAAGUGAAGCCGAUAAGAUGAAUAGUUUCCACUGCAUUUCAGCCCUGCCACAAAAGGAGCAGCUGCCUCUGGUUAACAUAGGUGAGGGUGUUGACAAGGACAAAGGCUGGAGAUGACUCUGUGGUUGUGAUUGAGUGAGAAGACCAGACUGGAAGCUUUAAAAGGAGGCUUUUGUUCCUGCCUUGUUCCCCUUUAGACCACACCCACGUACAUAGCAGGUAUUUGACCUUUAGUCAACUCAUUAAAGCUGCCUGACAACUAUCUCUGUGUCCGUACUCUCUGACUGGCGUCCCUGUCCUAAGAUCCCAUCGGACCAGCA